Messenger RNA from Anneissia japonica, 3573 nucleotides. Its product is annotated as transient-receptor-potential-like protein. Gene Ontology annotation, molecular function: protein binding; store-operated calcium channel activity; inositol 1,4,5 trisphosphate binding. Gene Ontology annotation, biological process: calcium ion transmembrane transport; regulation of cytosolic calcium ion concentration; manganese ion transport. The coding region runs from base 231 to 2921 and encodes 896 amino acids. Lineage: Eukaryota; Metazoa; Echinodermata; Crinoidea; Comatulida; Comatulidae. The transcript is spliced from 10 exons. The record is from RefSeq and is a predicted model, not a curated record. Gene Ontology annotation, cellular component: cation channel complex; membrane.
UAGUGGGUAACGAUCAUCCAAUAGGCAUGGACGUAUUGAGGUCCAGACCGACUAAACAAACCAACAGAGAACUAUAUUCUAACUGAGUGGGAUACAAAGACAGACAAUAUUAUAUACUUAUAUCAGCAACUUAAACUAGGCCAACGAAUAUAUUUCUAGGCUCUCGAUGUAUGUAUCUGUGUUUGGUUUUGGAUUGAUAACUAACCGAUUGUACUGCUGUUGUUUCCAUCAUGUUAAACGAUGUGGAGAACCUGUUCUUUGAAGCAAUAAAAACUGGCGAAGUCGAUGGGAUAAAGUACGUACUAACCAGCUGUCCUGAUUUUAACAAAAAUUGCAUCGAUGAAGACGAAAGAACAGCCAUAGAUGUUGCAAUUGACUCCGCGAAUAAAGAUUCACUAGAAGUGCUACUUGAAAAUGGAUUCGAAAUAGGUGACGCCCUCCUGCGAGCUGUCGAUGCCGAAUUUCAGACAGGCAUAAAAGUUAUUUGCGAAUAUAUAAUGAAAACUGAACAACUUGAUAAGCUGAAUUGCCACUCAAAGGAUGGUAAAUACCACCCCAUUAUUACACCGCUUGUUCUUGCUGCACAGAAAGAUCGUUAUCACACUAUCAAACUAUUACUGAAGUAUGGGGCCACGAUAAAAAACCCAACAUCUAUACUCGAAACGGAAGACUAUAAUCUAGACAGCUCAUUAGCAGUGCUACACCUAUAUCGUGCUAGAGCCAAUCCCGCUUACAUAUCUUUAGCAUCAUCGGAAGGUGACCCAUUCUCAGUUGCGUUCCGAAUGAGCAGGAGGCUGAGAAAGUUAAGUUUAGAGAGGGCGGAAUUUGGGGACGCGUUCGAAAAUUUGGCGGAACAGUGUGCAGACUACGCAGCGAGCAUCUUAGAUCACAUACGAAGCGAAGAAGAACAGGUUAUUAUAUUCAACCAUUAUAAAAGUGCAAAGCCCUCUGGAACUCAUCACCAAGGAUUAUUGUAUCCGCACAGAGUUCAAAUGGCAAUAAAAUAUGAACAAAAACAGUUCGUUGCUCAUCCGCAUUGUCAACAGUACCUCCAACAGAUGUGGUAUAGGGGGUUAAACAGACAGAAGACAAAUCAUUAUCUCUUUCUUGUCGGUUUAAUGUUCUUCUAUCCUGUAGUCUGCCUAGCUUACAACUUCUCUCCAACGUCAAAAGUGGCGCAACUGUUACAGGUUCCGUAUGUAAAAUACCUCUGCACCAUCGCCUCAGAACUAACAUUCCUAUGUAUAUUGGUGUACGAUUCGGUAUACAUUCGAACAACUUUGCCUGAUACUGAAAGCAAUGUUACUACUACGACAGGAGAGUCACCGCCAGUUACACAUAUUCUUAUGAGACCACUACAUGUGCCAAUGUUUGUCAUAAUUAUAUGGGUAUUAGCAAUGACGUGGCAGGAGGUGAGGUUGAUGUCUAAGCAGGGUAUACGUAGAUACCUCAAAACUUCAAUAUACAGUAUCAUCACCAUAUGCCUUUAUUGGUGUUUCAUUGGAAUUCAAAUUGAUGCGUGGUAUGAAGCUCAUUCUGGUUCAUCAGUGGGCAACGUUUUACCUGAAAUGACCAAUGCUACGCCACUGCCUCCUAAGAAAUAUUUCGAUGAAGCAGAAUACGGAAACUGGUCAUUCUUGCAUAACCUAGAGAAGUGGAUGACCGAAUUAAACGAAAACUGUUUAGCAGAAGAUACUGAGGCCGUUAGCUCAGGCUCUGGAGGCGUCACCAGUCGAAAACGGAAGCAAAAAACCACAGAUCAGACUGACAGCCAGGGUGCUCAAAGCUGGCCGGUUUUGCUCCUCUUAGCAGAGUCUUCAUUUGCGUUCGCCAAACUCAUGACGUUCAUACGAAUGGUCUAUACUACGGUUACGUCACGUGACAUAGGGCCUAAGAAGAUCUCAAUCGGAAAGAUGGUUUACGAUAUUAUGUAUUUUUUAAUCAUAUUUACAUUCAUUUGGUUAGCUUUUUCCGUCGGAAUGAACCAACUGUACUGGUUUUAUGCAGGUUCUAUUACCUCAGGGUUUUUAACGCUUCAUGGUAGUAUUCGCUCGCUCUUCUGGGUGCUUUUUGGUAUUGUGGAUGAAGUACCCUUGUCUGGUAGUGGCAUUGACAGUGACGUUAUAGUCGCCGCUGGCUUUGUUAUGUAUUCGGCUUACCAUAUCAUCUCCAUCAUAGUCUUGCUCAAUUUGUUGAUUGCAAUGAUGAGCGACACGUAUGCUAAAAUCGAAAAUGAUGCGGAUAUUGAAUGGAAAUUCGCUCGAUCAAAGCUCUGGUUAGAAUAUUUUGAUAAUGAUAAAGUUGUUCCGCCACCCUUUAACCUCAUUCCCCGCCCUCACAGGAUCGUUCAACUGAUCAAAUCGUGUUUAUCUUCCGUAGAUGAAAAGGAAUUGCAGUUUGAAAAAAAUCAAAAACAUCAUCUACAUUAUGAGACAACUAUUGAUGAACUUAUAAAACGCUACCACAGUGACCAAGAAGAUGAGAAAGAAGAUCCUGCGCAAGUGAUAGCUAACACGGUUGCAGCUCUCAAAAAAGAUAUGUUUGGUGCCCUUAACCAGAUAAACACAACUGUACAACAAGCUAAACAUAACAUUGAAACUGACCCAGACGACAUGCUUGCAAGCCAUAUAGUUAAAAAGAUGAAAACGGCGACUGUGCUGCGUUCCAGUAUGGACUCAGUACGUUCAGGUUGUAGUCUAAAAUCUCCACCUCAACUUGACAAGGAGGUACAUGAACUUGAGGUUAGCCCGAGUGAACUAGAAUUCGCAGUCACUCGCAGGAUGAAUUGUAAUCAUGUAGACCCGUCCUCUCUUCCAUCGUACUUUGACAUCAGAUCAGAUUCUGAAAAGAUUCGGUACGUUGAUGAAAUGGACAGUGAAAACGAAAGUGAGCCAGGGGAAGCUGCGAAAAUGAAAAUAUGAUUUGAUUUUUUUUUUAUAGAUAGGCCUAGUUCUACAAACGAAACGGUUUGUGGUGUUUUGUGUGGAUGAAAUAUUACAUAUUUUUUUAAAUUUUGAACGUUAGAAAAAUUUAAGUCUUAAAACACUACUAAAGUACCAAAUUUACCCCAAAACUUCCAACAAUAUUGAUGUUCCAUCAUUAUAACAACAUACUCAAGGAGAUACAGCUUACUUGGUGCGAUUAAUAUUGUCUAUACCAUUUGAUCUAACAUUGUGAAAACAGCUUAAUGUAUAUGAAUGUCUGGUCACGUGAUGAACCCAAAUAAACACCACAAUGUUGUUAACGUGUUAAAAACAUCAAAUUGCAAUUCAUUAUUUAUCAAGUUAGGUACUUAAUGGAACUCAAUCGCGGCAUCAUAUUUUGACAGACUAGUGUAUACCGUUUGGACACGAAGUGCUCAAUUUUAAUAUUCAUUACAAUGUUGUAUGUAUUUAAUAACCCGGCAGACAGAGACAGCAAACGAGUGUGUUGGUUAAUAAAAUGCAGCUGUAUUAUGUUAAGAUAUGUAAGUUUACCCUCACUGUGUAUAAUUAAGAAACCCUUGUUUAAGGCAUAUCAUGUAUUUGUUAUUCAUUGUAAUAGAUUGUCAAUAAACAGACACGCAGCAAGGUU